This is a messenger RNA of Leptonychotes weddellii (Weddell seal), 2751 nucleotides long. The record is from RefSeq and is a predicted model, not a curated record. Lineage: Eukaryota; Metazoa; Chordata; Mammalia; Carnivora; Phocidae.
AUGAGAAGGAAGUUGGCAGCAUUUGGGGAAAAUAUGUUUUGUGAUGCCAAGAUUAUGGGCUGUAAGGAGCUCAUGAAGAAAUGUGAUGUCCUAUGGGAAGACUUUCAUCAAAAACUAGUGGAUGGGUCCUUGCUGACACUGGAUACCUAUCUGGGCCAAUUUCCUGACAUAAAGAAUCGCAUUGCAAAGCGCAGCAGGAAGCUGGUGGACUAUGACAGUGCUCGCCACCAUCUGGAAGCUUUGCAGAGCUCCAAGAGGAAGGAUGAAAGUCGAAUCUCUAAGGCAGAAGAGGAAUUUCAGAAAGCACAGAAAGUGUUUGAAGAGUUUAACGUUGACUUACAAGAAGAGUUACCAUCGUUAUGGUCAAGACGAGUCGGGUUUUACGUCAACACUUUCAAAAAUGUUUCCAGCCUCGAGGCCAAGUUUCAUAAGGAAAUCGCAGUGCUUUGCCACAAAUUGUAUGAAGUGAUGACGAAGCUGGGUGACCAGCACGCUGACAAGGCCUUCACCAUUCAAGGAGCUCCCAGUUCUAUCAAACUACUCUUUGAUAUGAGUGCCUUAAAGGGUAACUCUCAAGAAUUCAGGAACGAAGCCCCUGAGGUGAAGAAAGAGGAGACAUUGUUGGAUCUGGACUUCGACCCUUUCAAGCCUGAGGUGGCACCUGCAGGUUCUGCCGGAGUGACCCACUCCCCCAUGUCGCAGACGUUGCCCUGGGACCUAUGGACGACAAGCACUGAUUUGGUACAGCCGGCUUCUGGUGGUACAUUUAAUGGAUUCACCCAGCCCCAGGACACUUCAUUAUUCACAAUGCAGACAGAUCAGAGCAUGAUCUGUAACUUGGCUGAAUCUGAACAGGCUCCACCCACAGAGCCAAAAGCAGAGGAGCCCCCUGUCGCUGCCGCACCUGCCGUUGGGCUGGACUCUGGACUGGACACCCAGACUGAGGAGCCAGUGGAGGGGGCAGUGGUCAUACCUGGAACGGACGCCGAUGUGGCUGUUGGAACCGUGGUGUCAGCUGCCGAGGAGGCCCCAGUGGAGGAAGCAGAGAUGGAGAAGGCAGCUCUUCCUGCUGGGGAAAGAGCAGGCGGAGAGGAGGCCAGGACUGAUGCUGAUACCACACAGGCUAUAGAUAGUGACCGAUCUCAACCGGAAGAACCAGAAGCAGCAGCCCCUCAGGAGAAGGUCAUCCCUUCAGUCGUCAUAGAGCCCGCCUCCAACAAUGAAGGGGAAGGAGAGCACGAAGCCCCCGCAGGUGAAGAGUCGGUGGAGACCCCCGAUGCCGUGGCUCUUCCGGGCCCCGCCGGUGAGCUGCCAGAGCUGCCUGCAGAGCCCGAGGUGGGCCAGGACUCCCAGCCACUGCCCUCCGCUCCAUCUGCAAGCGAGGCGGCUCAGGAAGUGCCUCCCGGCUUCCUCUACAAGGUGGAAACACUGCAUGAUUUUGAAGCAGCAAAUUCUGAUGAACUUACCUUACAAAGGGGUGACGUGGUGUUGGUGGUCCCCUCAGAUUCAGAAGCUGACCAGGAUGCAGGCUGGCUGGUAGGAGUGAAGGAAUCAGACUGGCUUCAGUACAGAGACCUUGCCACCUACAAAGGCCUCUUUCCAGAGAACUUCACCCGGCGCCUGGAUUAGGGCCAAGAAUAUUGUAGAAAGAGCCUCGUUAUUGGGUUUUUAAACCUCCGUGAAAACCCGAAGAGUUCACUUUGCUAUUAUACUCUUAAUGAUUUACAGGUUGGUGCCAGACAAAGCUUGGAAAGAUAUAUCAAUGGAGCACAUGUGCAAAAAAAAAAAAAAAAGAGAGAGAGAAAAAAGUAAAUUACAGAUAAAGUCCUCACUGGUUCCCACGUUAUCCAUAACAGGUUUCUUUGUGCUUUGUCCAAGCUGUGGAGACUCUUGUACUUGAUCCCCUCCCACCAUUUUCCAAGUAGCUUUCUCCAGACCAGAACCUUCAUUUCUGAGCACCACGUGUGUGGUUCCUGAGUGCCUGCCCUGUGGAAGACGUAAUGAAUUAUCCUGUAGUACGAGAUUAUCUCCUUCCCCUGCACAGGUGUGAGCACGCGCUCUGUCUCCCUUUCAAGCUGACUGUGUUUCAAACUCAACUGCUACACAAAAGGUUCUUUUCCAACACCUCUCUCUCUCUGUGUAUAUGGCCACGCAGUUCUACAUGCUAGUUCCCAUCACUCCUGGGUCUAUGUGUAUGCACAAAGCUACAUAUACAUAGUUGCUUCCUUUCAUUCCAUUGUAGUUCUUGCCUCUCGAGUGUCCUUGAUCCAUACAUUGCUCUUGCCUUGCUCUGUCUGGCAUUACAGUUGCAGUUUUGCCUUGGGGCAAAACCAGCCAUCCCAUUGCCAAAACAGUCGACGGUAUCUGCGUUGUGUAAUGUGCAUUUGUCAGGAUGUGAUGACAGAUAGCAUGUCAAGGCUCCUUGUCCCUUUGGAAAAGCAGAGCCUCGUUAUCUAGGGUCCAGCAGCUGAGGCUGGAGGUAAGCUAGUCGGGAUGAGCAGCUCUGUAGUGUUACCUUCUGCCUUUCAAAGAUUGGCUGGUUGAUGGGGCAUCAAAGUCCACCCCCAAAGAACACUAUAAAAAAAAAAAAAGCUCCUAUAAAUUUCCAACUCUUUAUGCAACUCAUCUUCCCAGAUUGUCCUAAAAUAAGAUAGGCAAUGUAUGCUGUAUCCACAAAUCAUCUGUAAGAGUUAUGUUUUCAGUGCUGUGUCAUUCCAAAUAAACCUCUGGAAACCUCCAGCCAUGACCUAA